This is a messenger RNA of Agrilus planipennis (emerald ash borer), 10794 nucleotides long. RefSeq names its product histone-lysine N-methyltransferase ash1 (gene ash1). The coding region runs from base 240 to 10496 and encodes 3418 amino acids. NCBI's taxonomy places the organism in Eukaryota, Metazoa, Arthropoda, Insecta, Coleoptera, Buprestidae. Gene Ontology annotation, molecular function: ATP binding; protein binding; histone methyltransferase activity. Gene Ontology annotation, biological process: DNA replication. The record is from RefSeq and is a predicted model, not a curated record. Gene Ontology annotation, cellular component: nucleus. The transcript has 22 exons.
GUUACAGUGGUGAAGUAAGUGAACCAUAAGCACAUUAGCGAUUUAGCGUAAAUUUUCUUCACCAACUGCAUUUUUUGUGGUAGUGUCAUCUGGAAGCCAUCUUGAAGUCUUGCUACUGUUACGAAUAUUAAUAAAAAUAAACAUGAAUUCUUAAAUAGAUUGAUGGAUCCGUUUCACACUAAGAUCUAAUUAACGAAAAUUAAGUAUGAAACAAACAUAAAGCUCUUUAAAAAGAAAAGAUGGCAGGCAGUGAAGGAUCAGGACCUACAGACCUACUGAGCGGUUGGUCCUGUGUGGUACACCGACCAAGUGAAGAUCCUGAACCUUCAGAGCUUCCAAGUACAGUUGAUAUGGCUGCUUUCACUUCUGGUUUAAGUGUAGAGGCGACUCAAGGCACCCAACACCAGGAUUCUUGUGAUUCUGAAAGUGACUCGGAUAGUGAUUCUAAUAAUUCUGGGAGUGAAAUAUCAGGCUCAUGCAGUCCAUCAGAUUCAUCUGAUUCGGAAACGUCAAGUUCAAGUGCAGGUUCGUCAUCCGGGAGCUCAUCCCCGGAGUUUUCAGUCACCAGUUCCCAGACCAACGGUCUUCGUUUAAAAAUAGCUACCGUACGAAAAUCAUGUGCGAGUCCUGUAGAAAAAACAUAUGUAAAAUCGAAGACAGUGCCUCAGGAGUGUACCAAAGGAUCCUCAGUGGUAGUGCCACAUAGUACGCUGACAUCUACAUCAGAGGAGAGUGCCUGUUCUCAAUCUAGCUCAGAUUCCAGCAGUGAUUCCGAAGAUGAAGAAGAAGAUGAGAAAGAGAUAGAUAAGGCCCAGCAUUCAACAACAAACACUAAACUAGGAGACACCAUCUCGGAUAAUAAUAAAAAAAGUGCCUCUGGUGCUGUAAGGAAACAACAGGUGCCUGUGACAAAAAACACAGAGAGGAAUGUGCAGGAAAAGAAGGUAGUCAAGAAGGAGACAUCCACUAGUUCAAAUGGUCAAAAAGGAACUGCGAAAACGAAGACGAGAUCAUCGAGGCGAUCCAGAAAGAUGGCUUCUUUGCCGCUAUCUCGGGGCUCCACUGGUUCAAGUUCUGAUAAUGAGAGUUCCGAUUCUGAUAGCAAAAUGUUGGCCUCCUUGAGCCUUCAGGAAAUCAGACAAGAAGAUCUAGCCGCCAUCCUACCAGAUCAACAAGAGUGUGAUGCGUUCGGUGCUUUCGACUGUCGUCCUGAUAAAAGCUCCCCACAAACAGGAGAUGGUUCAGGGUCUGAUAUGGAGCUUCCCCAGCAAGCAGUUAAUGCACUUUUGCAAAGAACCACCGACAGUUCUAGCGAUUCGGAACCUCCAACACCUCUCAAUCCUCACACCCUUUAUGCCAACAGUUUGCUACAGCAAUUCGUAGCCCAAACACAAUUGUUGAAUACUCCGUCGUCGUUGCCUCCAGCUUCAACAGAUCUAAUGGGUAUUUCAGCCCCCACAGUGCAGACAACAUGCGAUGCACCACAAAAUUCUUCCAUUGACUUGGACUUAGCAAAACGAAAACGUGGAAGACCUAAGAAACCUAGUUCAAAGUCUAAAAAAUGCUCUAAUUCCUCUGCAAAAAGUGAUGACAUAGGAACGUUGGCACCCUUGAAGCCGUUAAACUUGGAUUUCUGUGGAAAUCCAAACGUUUCGCCGGACUCAGGUAUCCAGAAUAGUUCAGACCACAUCUCAAGCCCUGAACCUAGCCCUUGCCCGCCAAACGUUAAACACAAAUUAGUAAGUCAUAUUCAGGAAGGCGAGAAAAAGAAAGAAACGUUAGAAAAUAAUAAGCACUUAGAACGAGAUGCCAGAGUUUCUUUUAACACAAGAGGUUCUAAUUUGAAAAUUACGCAAAAUAGACAGAGGUGUGUAAAAAUCAAAGAACUAUCUAAAAUACCCAUUACUUCCAACAGUUUCGAUAGAGUAUUGUACGGUAAUGCGGACAGGGUUUUGUAUCCACCUAGGCGAAAAGCUGGAAGACCCCCAGUGACACGUAAAGGCCCAGGAAGGCCAACCAAACAAAGAUCUGGCUCUGUCCAAGAGGUCAAACCGCCUGACAAACCCAAUGAAAUAGUAAAGAAACAAUUAGAUGCUAAAUCAAAUAACAAUAACAAAAAGAAAGGUCAAAAUGAUAAAAUAACAACCACCUGUGAUAACAGUAGAAAUAAAAAUUUUGGAAGAAAUGUAAAAGAAACGACGGUAGUUCAAAAAAAAUCUAAAUCAAUUCUUCUACGUGAAAUAUGUGAAAGAGUAAGUGAACGUCUCGAUAUUAAUAACAAACACCCGUCAAAGCGGAAGAUUCGAACAAAAGGUAACACCAAGAGUGGAGUCAGGCCUCUUCUAAGUGCCAAGACGAAAACCGAAGUUCGAUAUGCUACGUUUAAAAACGCAAAAUUAAUGCACAGUAAACACAAACACAAGAAACAUAAGAAAUGCAAAUUCCGGAUAUUGAAACCAGUAAAUGCCUUGAACGUCGCAACAGUAAAUCAAGACCAAAAACUCGACCAGGAAAUUGAAAAACUCGUUGCCGAUUUCGUUAAAUUGUGCUGCAUUAGCCCUCAAAAAUCUGCAAAAGAAAACGUACCCGAGAUCUUUAAAGCCCUUAAAAAGUCAACGAAAAAGCGGAAAAUAUCAGAAUAUAACGAGCGAAAAAAGAAGAAAAUCAAUGUUGCUAGUUCUACUGACAAAGAAACCACUCCCAAUGAACAAAGACUACCAUUAAAGAAACGCCAUUAUCACUUAUCUGCUAAUGUGCACAGUGAAAACAAAGCAGAUCUCAAUGGAUCCUCUGAGGGGCAUGAAAAGAAACGAGACAUUCAAGGUAAAGAAGGAAAGCACCCAGUUUCGGCGGCAGCGUGUAAAUCUAAUGUAGACAAGUCCAAGUCAUCGUCGUCUUCCAAAAAUUCCACAGUGACUACGACUGUGUCUGUUAAAAACGAACCGAAUGCGGAGAUUGCUCCCACUGAAUCUUCCACCCUUAACGGAAACCUGGCAGCAACUCAUGAAGUCGUCUCGAAAUCGGCCAAAGUAGGGACUCACAUUGAUGAAGCUAUUGAAGCUACUAUCACCCGGUAUUCACACAACAAUAAUAACAACGUGGCUAAUUCUAAACCCCAAGUAGAUAAGAGCGUCAGCCCCGUCUUAGAAGAAAAGUCAAAUGUGCCUUUAACCGCCACAACUCCCAAGAAACGCCACUGGCUCGAAGUGAAGAAUAAUAACAAUGUAUUGGAAAAUAAAAGUUCUGAAGACGACGUCAAAAUUAAUGAAAAGCUUGCCAAAAGUAAAACCUCUUUAGAAAAUGUGGUGCUCGAACUUAAGAUGAAGAAGAAAUUAACCGAAUCUGGAACAAAGAAAGUGGCGAAAGAUGAGAUAGUCGCCCAAAUUAUUACGCGAAAAAAGAACCGUCUUGAGGACCUAACUUCCAAUUUAGCAUCAAAAAUAAAUACUGUAUCGAAAGAGGGUGGAAAUUCUACAGACAUGAGUCAAAAAAAGAAAAAAGAGCAUACAGGAAAGAACGAGGAAGUUGUUACAGUACGCAAUACAGUCAUAAAAUCCCCAGUAUGUAAAAAGGUUAAAGCUCCAGAUGUAGACAAACUUGAUUCAAUAACUGCCGAAAAUCCCACAGGAAUUUUCAUGCCUACUGUCGACUUGGAACUUCACAUACCGUCAACAACUAUCGAAACCAACAAAGAAAACGUUGCAUUAAAAAAAGAAAGUGUUGAAGAAGAUAUGUCAACUAAAUUGGCUGUAAAUACAUUACAAGUUAGGCAGUCCCCAGAAAACGACGAAAGUACGAAAAAGAAAAUUCGUAAAAGAAGAGCAAUUAAUCGAACCGGUUUUCCUACCGUAAAAAAGAAAAAGAAAAAACCGUUCGCUAUCACAGACGACAAAAUUCCUAUUACAACUCCUGCUGCAGAUACGCAACUUUUAGAGGUCAAGACAAAUGUUUGCGAUCGUGUUCCACUAGAAGGUGAAAAAUACUCGGCGUUUGUGCAGCGAACAGAAAAAGUUGUUGUCUCAGACGUUUUAUUGGAGAAACUACAGAAGUCUGCCAAUCUUUCUGCUGUAGAAAGUGUUAAAAAUGUUGACGAAAAGCCACCCCUUCAUUUGUCUAGUGAUAUUCCAGGAGUUCAACCCAUAGCUUUUAUUAAUGUCAAACAAGAACGACCUUUGAGCAGGCUUAGUAUUAAACAAGAAAAGAGAGAUAAAAGUGUAUCUUCCGAAACAUCUGACAGUGUGUUAAGUCAUGCUAGCAAAAGGAUAAAAGCCGAUCCCAUGUAUGAAAGUUAUGGGGACUUAGACGACUUAAGUUUGGAAGAGAGGCUGGAACGGAGCAGAGGAGGCCGCAGACCUUCUAGGACAAUUGAUUCCAGAAAACAGCAGGACUCGUCGAAGUUUGUGAUUCAUAAGCGACGUCUAAGGGAUAUUUCACCAUCUAGUAGUGAUGAAUCGAAAAAGAACAACAGGAAGGCCCCUAGAUGGAGGAAACGGUACCUUGUUGCCGGACUUUUUUCCGAUUAUUACAAAGAAGAUGAUGAAAUUGUUCGUCAAAGGCGAACUGAAGCGGCGAAUAGUAAGUUAAUCUACAAACCUGAAGAGCAUCGCUACGGUCUUUUACCCCCUCCAUAUCAUUGUGGUAAAUUUUUGAGAUGCCGCAAAUUGCCUUUUCAGCUACCUUACGAUCUUUGGUGGCAACACGUACACAAUCAACUGCCCGGUCGAGACAUAGUCCCAUCCUGGAACUACCGCAAAAUACGAACCAACGUUUAUAACGUCAAGUCAACAGCGAUGGGUGCAUGCGAGACGCAAGCGUGUAACUGCACCCCUCUGUCUGGCUGCGGCGACGAUUGCAUCAAUCGUUUGGUGUAUGUUGAGUGCCCAGGAACACACAAGUGUCAAAAUCAGAAAAUACAGAGGCACGAAUGGGCGCCGGGCAUCGAAAAGUUCAUGACCGAGAGCAAAGGUUGGGGCGUGCGUACCAAUCUCGCAAUUAAGGCGGGAGAAUUCAUUUUAGAGUACGUUGGCGAGGUCGUGUCAGAUCAGGAGUUUAAAGAGCGUAUGGCAACUCGAUACGCGCACGACACUCACCACUAUUGUCUCCAUUUAGAUGGUGGUCUCGUUAUAGAUGGUCACAGAAUGGGCGGUGAAGGUCGGUUUGUUAAUCAUUCUUGCGAGCCAAACUGUGAGAUGCAGAAAUGGUCCGUAAACGGUCAGUUUAGAAUGGCACUUUUUGCCCUUCGUGAUAUUCGAUCCGGCGAAGAGCUUACGUACGAUUACAAUUUCUCCUUGUUCAACCCAGCGGACGGGCAAGUGUGCAAGUGUGGUAGCGAAAACUGCCGAGGCGUUAUAGGAGGUAAAUCUCAAAGGGCACGACAACAGAGCUCGUCAGCUGCAGGUCGGGUCGGUCGCCCACGUAAAAACAGAGCCAAAAGAUCUUCCAGUGCACCAAAAGAAACCACCUCCAACGUAUUAACUCCCGCAGCAACCAAUCUGGUAACGGAUUCCGCAGCAUCGGUGAUUGCCAGUCAAACGUUGUUACCAAUCGUUCCAUUAUUGCCAACGGUAAAGCCCAUGACGGGUGCACAACGGGCGUAUGUACGUGAACAUCAUUGUUUCUUGCCACGGAAUUUGACACGGGUUAGACGAUUGCGUGAACGUUCAGCGAGUACGACAUCGGUGGGGCGGACACAUAACUCCACGCCGACUGGCGGGCUAGGUGCAUCAAGUAAUUCUGGAAGCAUAACGGACCACCGAAACAGUCCAAGCACUUUUCUUAAUCAUCUGAAUGCAAUCCGACAACCGCGUAACAUGAAAACGCGUCGAUUGGCCCAAGCCGAGGACGAUCCGGAACUAAACAAAACCGCCAAAUUGGCCGCAGUACUAAAGGACCUCUGUGGCGUUGUGUUAAGUGCCAAAGAUGAAAAUGGUGAAGCCCUGUGCACACCCUUUGUCACCUUGCCGUCACGUAGAAAACUGGCUGAGUAUUAUGCCCGAAUUACUGAGCCAAUAGAUUUGACAACUAUCGAGCAGAACAUUGCCACAGGCGUUUACAAAUAUGUCGACUCCUUCGACUGCGACAUGAUGCGCUUGUUUAACAACGCCGUGAAAUACUUCGGACGUACAUCUGAAACAGGUAUAGCCGCCACCAGGCUGAAGAAAUCGUAUCAGGAAGCAAAACAGGAGCACAUCACGAAGCUUGAAGAAGUACUUGGCGAAAAAGUGUCGGACAAGUUCAUAUCGCGAAAGAAUAAAAAUGUUGAAGAGGACGUAAUACGCUGCAUAUGUGGUAUGUAUCGUGACGAGGGACUCAUGAUACAGUGUGAGAGAUGUUUAGUGUGGCAACAUUGCGAGUGCAUCAAGGCUGAUCCUAAUGCUCCCAGUUAUCAUUGCGAACGGUGUACUCCUCGUGUUGUCGACUUUGAAAUACCCCUAGAUGAAUACACAGAACAUGGGCACAGGUUUUAUAUGACUCUUCUUCGUGACGACUUGCAAUUAAGACAAGGGGAUACUGUGUACGUUUUAAGAGAUAUUCCCAUCCCUGGCACUGAUAAGAAACACGAUUACAAAACAAUAGGUGAAAUUGAGUAUACCGAAUUGGACAUAUUCAGAAUCGAAAGAUUGUGGAAGGAUUCACAAACGGGACAACGGUAUGCCUACGGACAUCAUUAUCUAAGGCCCCAUGAAACUUUCCACGAACCUACAAGAAAAUUCUUCCCAAACGAGGUGAUGCGAGUGCCGCUGUAUGAAGCAGUGCCGGUAGAGCUGAUUAUAGGUCACUGCUGGGUGAUGGAUCUAAAUACGUACUGCAAAGGCAGGCCGUUGGGCGCCCCCGAAGAGCACAUCUACAUUUGCGAAUAUCGCGUUGAUAAAUCCGCAAGACUUUUCAGUAAAAUUUCAAAGACCAAAUUCCCAAUUUGUACGAAGAGCUACGCCUUCGAAAGAUUCGACACACGGUUAAAAGUAUCACGGACGUAUACACCCCAUGAUUUGGACCCCGCAUUCGUGAAACCUCGCGGGCGUAAGAUGCAGGACGGCCAGCAUCAGCCAGAGAUUACGACUACUGCAAGUGGUGCAAAAGAUGAAACAAACCAGAGAACGUCUACAACAACAGUUAGUACAGUCCCCGUUGUAAAGACAAGGGCCGAACAAAAAACAAGGUUAAAUAAAAUAUUGUUGAAUUUAUUGAGUAAAAUGCCAACAAAACAGGUUCUCGACGUUUCGUAUCUGUUGGAAGGUGGUCGCAGGCGGAAAAAACAAACAAUUUAUGGUCUUCACACUGUUAAAUUAGCUGUAGGAAUGGUGCUAGCUAGUGGCUCCCGAAUGCAAAACAUUCAAGAAACAGGUGUCAGAACAAGAUCUGAGUCGCAUUUAUUACUCGUCGGAGAUCCAGGUACAGGGAAAUCCCAAAUUUUAAAAUUUGCCGCCAAAAUUAUACCGCGAUCGGUGUUAACAACUGGGGUCGGUUCCACAUCCGCAGGGUUAACUGUUACUGCAAUUCAGGAAAAUGGAGAAUGGCAGUUGGAAGGGGGUGCUCUAGUCCUUGCCGAUGGAGGGAUUUGUUGUAUUGACGAGUUUAAUUCUAUGAAAGAACGCGACCGAACUAGCAUACAUGAAGCAAUGGAGCAGCAAACUAUUAGUGUUGCUAAAGCCAGUAUUGUGUGCAAAUUAAGCACCCGUUGUUCCAUUUUGGCUGCAAUUAAUCCAAAAGCCGUUUUGANCCUUGUUGCCGGACUUUUUUCCGAUUAUUACAAAGAAGAUGAUGAAAUUGUUCGUCAAAGGCGAACUGAAGCGGCGAAUAGGCCAACUAAGUUAAUCUACAAACCUGAAGAGCAUCGCUACGGUCUUUUACCCCCUCCAUAUCAUUGUGGUAAAUUUUUGAGAUGCCGCAAAUUGCCUUUUCAGCUACCUUACGAUCUUUGGUGGCAACACGUACACAAUCAACUGCCCGGUCGAGACAUAGUCCCAUCCUGGAACUACCGCAAAAUACGAACCAACGUUUAUAACGUCAAGUCAACAGCGAUGGGUGCAUGCGAGACGCAAGCGUGUAACUGCACCCCUCUGUCUGGCUGCGGCGACGAUUGCAUCAAUCGUUUGGUGUAUGUUGAGUGCCCAGGAACACACAAGUGUCAAAAUCAGAAAAUACAGAGGCACGAAUGGGCGCCGGGCAUCGAAAAGUUCAUGACCGAGAGCAAAGGUUGGGGCGUGCGUACCAAUCUCGCAAUUAAGGCGGGAGAAUUCAUUUUAGAGUACGUUGGCGAGGUCGUGUCAGAUCAGGAGUUUAAAGAGCGUAUGGCAACUCGAUACGCGCACGACACUCACCACUAUUGUCUCCAUUUAGAUGGUGGUCUCGUUAUAGAUGGUCACAGAAUGGGCGGUGAAGGUCGGUUUGUUAAUCAUUCUUGCGAGCCAAACUGUGAGAUGCAGAAAUGGUCCGUAAACGGUCAGUUUAGAAUGGCACUUUUUGCCCUUCGUGAUAUUCGAUCCGGCGAAGAGCUUACGUACGAUUACAAUUUCUCCUUGUUCAACCCAGCGGACGGGCAAGUGUGCAAGUGUGGUAGCGAAAACUGCCGAGGCGUUAUAGGAGGUAAAUCUCAAAGGGCACGACAACAGAGCUCGUCAGCUGCAGGUCGGGUCGGUCGCCCACGUAAAAACAGAGCCAAAAGAUCUUCCAGUGCACCAAAAGAAACCACCUCCAACGUAUUAACUCCCGCAGCAACCAAUCUGGUAACGGAUUCCGCAGCAUCGGUGAUUGCCAGUCAAACGUUGUUACCAAUCGUUCCAUUAUUGCCAACGGUAAAGCCCAUGACGGGUGCACAACGGGCGUAUGUACGUGAACAUCAUUGUUUCUUGCCACGGAAUUUGACACGGGUUAGACGAUUGCGUGAACGUUCAGCGAGUACGACAUCGGUGGGGCGGACACAUAACUCCACGCCGACUGGCGGGCUAGGUGCAUCAAGUAAUUCUGGAAGCAUAACGGACCACCGAAACAGUCCAAGCACUUUUCUUAAUCAUCUGAAUGCAAUCCGACAACCGCGUAACAUGAAAACGCGUCGAUUGGCCCAAGCCGAGGACGAUCCGGAACUAAACAAAACCGCCAAAUUGGCCGCAGUACUAAAGGACCUCUGUGGCGUUGUGUUAAGUGCCAAAGAUGAAAAUGGUGAAGCCCUGUGCACACCCUUUGUCACCUUGCCGUCACGUAGAAAACUGGCUGAGUAUUAUGCCCGAAUUACUGAGCCAAUAGAUUUGACAACUAUCGAGCAGAACAUUGCCACAGGCGUUUACAAAUAUGUCGACUCCUUCGACUGCGACAUGAUGCGCUUGUUUAACAACGCCGUGAAAUACUUCGGACGUACAUCUGAAACAGGUAUAGCCGCCACCAGGCUGAAGAAAUCGUAUCAGGAAGCAAAACAGGAGCACAUCACGAAGCUUGAAGAAGUACUUGGCGAAAAAGUGUCGGACAAGUUCAUAUCGCGAAAGAAUAAAAAUGUUGAAGAGGACGUAAUACGCUGCAUAUGUGGUAUGUAUCGUGACGAGGGACUCAUGAUACAGUGUGAGAGAUGUUUAGUGUGGCAACAUUGCGAGUGCAUCAAGGCUGAUCCUAAUGCUCCCAGUUAUCAUUGCGAACGGUGUACUCCUCGUGUUGUCGACUUUGAAAUACCCCUAGAUGAAUACACAGAACAUGGGCACAGGUUUUAUAUGACUCUUCUUCGUGACGACUUGCAAUUAAGACAAGGGGAUACUGUGUACGUUUUAAGAGAUAUUCCCAUCCCUGGCACUGAUAAGAAACACGAUUACAAAACAAUAGGUGAAAUUGAGUAUACCGAAUUGGACAUAUUCAGAAUCGAAAGAUUGUGGAAGGAUUCACAAACGGGACAACGGUAUGCCUACGGACAUCAUUAUCUAAGGCCCCAUGAAACUUUCCACGAACCUACAAGAAAAUUCUUCCCAAACGAGGUGAUGCGAGUGCCGCUGUAUGAAGCAGUGCCGGUAGAGCUGAUUAUAGGUCACUGCUGGGUGAUGGAUCUAAAUACGUACUGCAAAGGCAGGCCGUUGGGCGCCCCCGAAGAGCACAUCUACAUUUGCGAAUAUCGCGUUGAUAAAUCCGCAAGACUUUUCAGUAAAAUUUCAAAGACCAAAUUCCCAAUUUGUACGAAGAGCUACGCCUUCGAAAGAUUCGACACACGGUUAAAAGUAUCACGGACGUAUACACCCCAUGAUUUGGACCCCGCAUUCGUGAAACCUCGCGGGCGUAAGAUACAGGACGGCCAGCAUCAGCCAGAGAUUACGACUACUGCAAGUGGUGCAAAAGAUGAAACAAACCAGAGAACGUCUACAACAACAGUUAGUACAGUCCCCGUUGUAAAGACAAGGGCCGAACAAAAAACAAGGUUAAAUAAAAUAUUGUUGAAUUUAUUGAGUAAAAUGCCAACAAAACAGGUUCUCGACGUUUCGUAUCUGUUGGAAGGUGGUCGCAGGCGGAAAAAACAAACAUGAAACAAGUGUUGCGCGUAGUAGAUUAUCUUUUUCAAUUAUUUUUAUUCUUACAAAAAAAGGUAACUAUAAGAACGAAAAAAGUGCACUAUUUAUUAAUUUCUACUUAGGAAAAAGGGAACGAUGGAAACAAAUAUUUUUAUACCGCUAUUAUCCACUACUUAUUACUACUAUAUACUGUACAUACACGUUCUAGUACAAUUUUAUUAAUUUUAAAAGUCUUAUCGUACAAAAAAUCUUUUUAUUUUCUGUAUUUUUUUUAUAUUUAUUUCAAUUUUUACUGUUGUACAUAACAAAAUGU